Messenger RNA from Knipowitschia caucasica, 633 nucleotides. Lineage: Eukaryota; Metazoa; Chordata; Actinopteri; Gobiiformes; Gobiidae. The record is from the annotation of a GenBank genome assembly.
AUGGAGCCGGUCUCUUUGCUGCUCGUGCUCCUGGCCUGUGGCCCCCCGUGCUACUGGACGCUUUAUACGGGGCCCCUGCAGCCUGAGAUCAGUAACGGGACCUUCCACCACUUCUUUGUCCCUGAUGGAGACUACGAGGAGACCGAGGACCCAGAGCACUGCCAGAUGCUCUUCAAGUUUUCAGACGUGUCUCCGUGCGCCACGGCGCAGAACGAGGACGCUGUUGUGCGCGACGACUUCAUCAUCACCAAGCUCCAGGCCGAGGACGCCGCACGCCUCCUGGAGAGCAUCGAGCGCACCGUGACGCACGACCUGGACGGGGAAGACAGCUACGGCAAGUUUCUGAGGAAGGAGAUCUCCCAAAUCAGCGACGCGUUCAGUGGCGUGGACAAGUCUCUGGUGGAGCUGGAGGUGAAGUUCAAACAGAGCCAGGACACAGAGCUGCGUGAGGAGCAGCAGCUCAGCGGCCAUGUGCUCAAACAAGUGGGGGACAUCAAGGGCACUCUGAGGGAGGCCUCCGACAUCUCCCAGGGGCUCCGGGACAAACACGAGCUGCUGUCGCUCAUCAUCCGCAGUCACGGCACCAGGCUGAGCCGCCUCAAGACCGAGUACCUGAGAGCAGGCUCCUCCUGA